AUGUUUUUCUCACAGGGAGCAGAGUUCGAGUUUGAGGAGACGUUCAUGGUUGUCAACGGCCACGAUGUCUCGCUUCCCACGUUUAUAUCGUACGUUCUGGACUGGGCAUUCUACAUUGUUAUCCUUUUGGGGGCCAUAUUCUAUGGAGUGUUUGGAACGCCGCGGACAAGCGACUUUGACGUCAGAGAUACGUCAAUCAUGCACAUGUACGUUCAGGAGGCCAAGACUCUAGCUCCAAUAUGGCUGCUUGUGGUCAUGGCCGUUGUGGUGCCGAUUUUGGCAGUGGUUCUGGCGGGCUCUCUGGUCACCAAGCUGCCCCCUUCCCGCAAGGCAUGGGACAUCCAUUGCGUGCUGCUUGCAAUGAUGGGCGCCUCCGCGUUUCAGCUGUUCACCGUGGUUAUUCUGAAGAACGUCUCUGCGCUUCCCCGUCCCGACUUUCUCACCAGAUGCGUUCCCUUCACAUUUGCUUCGCAGCAGCUGGGCUCGCUGAGCACAAUCGGAAUCUGUGCAAACCCGUCUCACAGACUCAUUUUUGAGGGAUUGAGAAGCUUCCCAAGCGGCCAUGCGUCGACAAUCACUACGACAUCCACUGUCCAAUUUCUGUUCACCGCAGGUAAACUCAAUCUGUUCGAUGGCAGAGGUCUAUCCUGCAAAAGCAUCAUCUCCUUGAUGUAUCCGAUCAUCAUUUCGUCCACUGUUGGGUUUUCCAGGGUCUCCGAUAACAGACAUUUUGUUCGAGACGUGGUGGCAGGCAUGGGCGUGGGCGUUUUGUACGGCGUCCUAUUCUACUCCCUGUACUUCCCCUUCCCCUUGAUCACCGAAAAUCUUGGCAGAGCAUACCUGCCCCGCCGAUUCGGUGUGAAUGACCUCUUCAAUGGAGUUGGAGGCUUUUGGAAAGUGCCAGAUCUGCCUGGUGCUCCAGCAGACAGAACAGAGGUCCCUGGCUACUACCAGGAACAAACUCAAAAAGACCAAGCCGCAGCGCCGUCACCACAAACAGAGCAAAAACCUCCACCUACCAGGAUAAGCAUCGACACGUCCAAAGUCACCACCAAACUCAAUGACCUGGCACAAUCGUUGCGGAAAUGA
Molecule: messenger RNA, 1089 nt
Organism: Ogataea angusta
Lineage: Eukaryota; Fungi; Ascomycota; Pichiomycetes; Pichiales; Pichiaceae
Exons: 1
Coding region: 1-1089 (362 amino acids)
Biological process (GO): phospholipid metabolic process
Molecular function (GO): phosphatidate phosphatase activity
Source: RefSeq, a predicted model, not a curated record